This is a messenger RNA of Cajanus cajan (pigeon pea), 930 nucleotides long. RefSeq lists its product as uncharacterized. Lineage: Eukaryota; Viridiplantae; Streptophyta; Magnoliopsida; Fabales; Fabaceae. The record is from RefSeq and is a predicted model, not a curated record.
AUGGAAGUCCGCUGCAAACUGUUCAUGGGAACACUCAAGAAGGCGGCGCUUGAUUGGUUUAGUGGCCUCCCUGACCGAUCGAUCACCGACUUCGAUGUCUUCAGUCGGCUCUUUAUGGCACAGUUCACCGCUAACAAGAAGAAGCCUCCGAUCACGUCAGAUUUGUUCGAUCUCAAGCAGCAGCGGGAAGAAUCACUGAAGGACUUUUUGCAAAGGUUCAAUGAGAUCGCCUUGAGGAUAGCAUCCCUGGAUGAAAGGAUGGCUGUCAUCGCAUUCCAGAAGGGCCUGAGGUCUGGAGCUUUCGACAUUGCGCUGGAAAGAGCAAAUUUCCAGACGAUGUCGGAGGUAAGAGCCUUUGCGCUGAGUCACAUUAAAACAGAGGAAGGGCAGAUCAGCAAGAGGGCAACGGAGAGCAGAGAAGCAGGGGGAAGCGGUAAGGAUGGCAACAAACAUCUCCGACCACGGUCGGAUUGGAAUAAGCGACACGAUCGUUACAACACGAAGGAGGUCAAUUACCGACUGGCCGAUAGGGGAGGUCGGCCUACGGGUGAGUGGACACGUACUAACGACGAAGAGAAGUUUACCCCGCUCAACGUCCCUAGGAGGCAGAUACUCCAUGAUGUCAACAGCGCAGCGUUGUUCGAAUUCCCAGUAACAACGGAGCGCCAAUUGGGUCCCUUCAAGACCGACUGGUGCGAGUUUCACACGACUCACGGGCAUUCUACCAAAAAUUGCUUCGUCCUUGGAAGACAGAUUGAACGCUUGAUCAAGGAGGGACGCUUGAAAAAAUUUGUAGCGAAAAAACUGGAAGUGGGCUCGUCAGAUAGGCGACACAGGCGUGCGCAGGACGAUACAAAGAGGGACAGGCAUAGAGAGAGAACUCCCCCAAGGACAUUCCAGCAAGUUCGUCGGAGACCCAUCAGCAGGUAG